AGCCAGCGCAUCGCUUGGACCGGCAGAUGUGUGUAGAGUUUCUCUGCCUUUUUUUCCUGAACUUUCUAUCAGGAUGUUUUUCUCUGGUGGGCAAUAUGGCCAUUUAGGCAGACCUGAAGAAGUUUUGCUGACAUUCAAGAUAUUCCUUAUCAUCAUUUGUCUUCAUGUUGUUUUGGUUACAUCACUGAAAGAAAAUGCUGAUAAUUCCAGUUUGUUAUCACCAUCUGCUGAAUCAUCUCUUGUCAGUGUUGUCCCGUACUCCAAUGGUACUCCAGGGGCAGAAACUACAAGCCUCGAUGAUGCUACUUCAAGUGUAUUGUCUACUUUAAACAAAACAGAAAAAACUAAAAUCACUAUAGUAAAAACCUUCAAUGCAUCAGGUGUAAAAUCCCAGAGAAAUAUUUGUAAUUUGUCAUCCAUUUGCAAUGAUUCAGUGUUUUUUAGAGGUGAGAUAAUGUUUCAAUAUGAUGAAGAACACAAUAUUUCCCAGGAUCAAGAUAUAGCUAAUGGCACCUUCACUGGAGUCUUGUCUCUAAGUGAACUGAAACGAUCAGAGCUCAACAAAACCCUACAAACCCUAAGCGAGACUUAUUUUAUGGUAUGUGCUACAGCAGAGGCCCAAAGCACAUUAAAUUGUACAUUCACAAUAAAACUGAAUGAGACAAUGAAUGUAUGUGCUGUAAUGGUUGCUUUGAAAAAAGUACAGAUUCGACCAAUGGAGCAGUGCUGCUGUUCUGUCAGGACACCCUGUCCUUCUUCGCCUGAAGAGUUGGAAAAACUGAAGUGUGAUUUGCAGAAUCCCAUUGUCUGUCCUGAUCAUCCACAUGGCCCACUGUUUUCUUCUUCCAUCAAACCUAUCCCAGUUGCACGUCAAGUCACCAUUCUUCCCCACAUCUCCAGUGCCUUCUCUCUUGCUGAUCCCCUUGAUCAACCCCCUGUGACCCAGAACACUCCCUCUCUGACAUGGAAGAAUCACCUUUCUUCUCCCCAGCCUUCAGCUUCUGUAGCUUCCAGUCCUGCCAUUGACUUGCCUGCCCAAUCUGGAACUAUCUCUUCCCCUCUGUCCCAAACCAGUCUUUCUCUUACCUCACAACCUGUAAGGCCCUCACUUCCCUCUUCUACCGAGUCUGCUCCUGAGAAUGUUGUCACUGUCAGCACACCUUCUGGCAAGACAGACAUUGUCAACACCAGCAGUGUUGCUGAUCUUGAGAACCAAGUGUCCCAGAUGGAGAAAGCUCUGUCCUUAGGCAGCUUGGAGCCUAACCUCGCGGGCGAAAUGAUAAACCAAGUCAGCAGACUUCUUCAUUCCCCACCAGCCUCACUGGCCCCUCUGGCCCAAAGGUUGCUAAAAGUAGUAGAUGACAUUGGCUUACAAUUGAAUUUUUCAAACAAGACCAUAAGCCUAACCUCUCCUUCUUUGGCUCUGGCUGUGAUCAGAGUGAAUGCCAGUAAUUUCGACACAACUACCUUUGCAGCCCAAGACCCUGCAAAUCUUCAGGUUUGUCUGGAAACCCACGCUCCUGAGAAUAGUAUUGGCGUUAUUACUCUUCCUUCAACGCUGAUGAGUAAUUUGCCAGCUAAUGAUGUGCGGCUAGCUUCCAGGGUUCAGUUCAACUUUUUUGAAACACCUGCCCUUUUUCAGGACCCUUCACUGGAUAACCUCUCUCUGAUCAGCUAUGUCAUAUCAUCGAGUAUUGCAAACCUGACUGUCAAGAACUUGACAAGAAAUGUGACGGUCACACUGAAACACAUCAACUCAAGCCAGGAUGACUUCACAGUGAGAUGUGUAUUUUGGGACUUGAGCAGAAAUGGUGGCAGAGGAGGCUGGUCAUCUGAUGGCUGCUCUGUCAAAGACAAGAGGUUGAAUGAAACCAUCUGUACCUGCAGCCACCUUACAAGCUUCAGUGUUCUAUUGGACCUAUCUCGGACAUCCUUACCACCUGGUCAAAUGAUGGCUCUGACGUUUAUCACAUAUAUUGGCUGUGGGCUUUCAUCAGUUUUUCUGUCAGUUAGUCUCGUAACCUACGUAGCCUUUGAAAAGAUCCGGAGGGAUUACCCCUCCAAAAUCCUCAUCCAGCUAUGUGCUGCCUUGCUUCUGCUGAACCUGGUCUUCCUCCUAGACUCCUGGAUUGCUCUGUAUAACAUGCGAGGCCUCUGUAUCUCAGUGGCUGUAUUUCUUCAUUAUUUUCUCUUGGUUUCAUUCACAUGGAUGGGCCUGGAAGCAUUCCAUAUGUACUUGGCCCUUGUUAAGGUGUUUAAUACUUAUAUCAGAAAAUACAUCCUUAAAUUCUGCAUUGUUGGCUGGGGGGUACCAGCUGUGGUUGUGAGCAUUGUGCUGAUUAUAUCCCCAGAUAAUUAUGGGCUUGGAUCCUAUGGGAAAUUUCCCAAUGGCACACCUGACGACUUUUGCUGGAUCAACAGCAAUGCGGUAUUCUAUAUUACAGUUGUGGGAUAUUUUUGUGUGAUAUUUUUGCUGAAUGUCAGCAUGUUCAUUGUCGUCCUGGUUCAGCUCUGUCGAAUUAAAAAGAAAAAACAACUGGGAGCCCAGCGAAAAACUAGUAUUCAAGACCUCAGGAGUAUUGCUGGACUUACAUUUUUACUGGGAAUUACUUGGGGCUUUGCCUUCUUUGCUUGGGGACCAGUUAACAUCACCUUCAUGUAUCUCUUUGCCAUCUUUAACACCUUACAGGGAUUUUUCAUAUUCAUCUUUUACUGUGUAGCAAAAGAGAAUGUCAGGAAGCAAUGGAGGCAGUACCUUUGUUGUGGAAAGUUACGGCUGGCGGAAAAUUCUGACUGGAGUAAAACUGCUACUAAUGGUUUAAGGAAGCAGACUGUAAACCAAGGAGUAUCCAGCUCUUCAAAUUCCUUACAGUCAAGCAGUAACUCCACUAACUCCACCACACUGCUAGUGAAUAAUGAUUGCUCAGUACACGCAAGCGGGAAUGGCAAUGCUUCUACAGAGAAGAAUGGGGUUUCUUUCAGUGCUCAGAAUGGAGAUGUGUGCCUUCAUGAUCUCACUGGAAGACAGCACAUGUUUAGUGAGACAGAAGAUUCCUGCAAUGGUAAAAGCCGGAUAUCUCUCAGAAGGACUUCAAAGCGGGGAAGCUUACACUUUAUUGAGCAAAUGUGA
Messenger RNA from Castor canadensis (American beaver), 3130 nucleotides. It is a transcript of the gene Adgrg2, whose product is annotated as adhesion G protein-coupled receptor G2. The record is from RefSeq and is a predicted model, not a curated record. Gene Ontology annotation, molecular function: G protein-coupled receptor activity. Gene Ontology annotation, cellular component: plasma membrane. NCBI's taxonomy places the organism in Eukaryota, Metazoa, Chordata, Mammalia, Rodentia, Castoridae. Gene Ontology annotation, biological process: cell surface receptor signaling pathway; adenylate cyclase-activating G protein-coupled receptor signaling pathway.